Lethenteron reissneri (Far Eastern brook lamprey) is the source of this 3242-nucleotide messenger RNA. RefSeq lists its product as uncharacterized. NCBI's taxonomy places the organism in Eukaryota, Metazoa, Chordata, Hyperoartia, Petromyzontiformes, Petromyzontidae. The record is from RefSeq and is a predicted model, not a curated record.
GACCCGCGCUCCGCUCAUCACGUGACUUGCAGCCUUAGCGGGAGACGAGGUUGAGGAGGAGGGGGGAGGAGGUUGAUGAGACGCGGAGAAGACGACGACGACGAGGAGGAGACUCGAACCGAGCUCAGUGGCGCGGCGGCGUCCACAAUCCAUCCCACCGCUCCACGAAGGUGGUCAACUCCGUUACCGACUCGCCCCCACCACCGCGACCCACACCCUGCUCGGUCUGCCUCUGCCUGCGGGCAUCGGUGAGGGUGCGCCGGUACAGCGGCCAGGCAAGCGUUGGGGGCCCGUGCGCGACCAGGCCGAGGUUCGUCUGCCGCCGCCGCCGCGAUGUCGACUUCGGAGAGCGACAGCGACUCGAGCGGGUGGACUCUGCUGAGCCGCGAGGGCCUGGACGAGGAGUGCGUGGGCGCCAAGCAGAGACGUCAACUCGGGCACUCGGACUCCGAGGAUGAUGGAGCUGAGACGGUGCCGGCCCACGUCGCGCAGAGCCAAGGCAACGGGUUCUUGGAAGGGAAACUCCGGGAGGCGUUGGAUGCCGGGGGCGAGGGCUGCGAGAGGGUGGGGGAAACCGGACUCCCCGACGAGGCCACGUGCACGGUGGAGCGGCCACCCGGGCCUGAAGAGGUGAAGGAAGAUGUGAAUGCGGAGGUGGGAGAUGAGGAUAAGGAGGAGGUGAGAGAUGAGGAAGAUGAGGUGAACAAGACGAACGAGAAGGUGGGCAAGGCAAGUGAGCCAAUGGGUGAGGAGGUUGAGAUAGUGGACGAAAAUAUGGGCAACGUGAGCGAAAAGGUGAAGUUGGACGAGGAGUUGAGUGUGGAAGUGAGCGAGAAGAUGAUGGAGGAAGAGGAGGAGAGCGAGGUGGUGAGUGAGGUAUUGAGCGGGAGCGUGAGCAAGAAGGUGAACAAGGAGGUGAAAGGGGAGGGGAACGAGAACAUGGGCAAGGAGGCGAGCGGGGAGUUCAGCAAGGCAGUUAGCGAGAAGGUGAGAGGGGAGGUGAGUGAGGAGUUGAGUGAGGAGUUGAGUGAGGAGUUGAGUGAGGAGUUGAGUGAGGAGUUGAGUGAGGAGUUGAGUGAGGAGUUGAGUGGUGACGUGCAGGCGAAGGUGAUUGAGGUGAGCGAAAAGAUGGAGGAAGUGAAAAUGGAGCGAAGUGAGGUGGUAAUGGAGGAGGUGAGAGGGGAGAUGUACAAGGACAUGAUGGAGGAGAUGAUGGAGGUGAGCGAGGAGGUGAGUGGGAGCGAUGACUCCGACCUCUUCACGCUGGAUCCCUCUGCGCUCGACGAGAUUCCGGAUCCUCUUGCUCCCUCUGAGGCGUCCGUGGAGAUGCCCGACUCUGCGGCAGGCCUGGAGGACCCCCCUCAUCUCCCCUCCUCCCACUCGGAGGCAUCCGUGGAGCCCGUCAUGCGGGCGGAUGGCGAGGACACUCUCGCGGGGUCUUUGAGCAUCGGCGGCCGCUUCCCGUUCCCCCUGGGGCGCGAGCGAGCCCCGUCGGGCACUGGCUCCAGCACCGACGAGGAAGACCAGGAGAAGCUCGGUCGAUGUGAUGAUGACGAAAUCAGGAGCGGCCUGACGGCGCCCAGGCUGCGCCGACGCCUCGCCCGCCGGCAACUCUCUACCACGCUGGCCGACGGCACCGUGCCUGCAACGGGGGGCACCGUGCCUGGCACGGGUGUGCCGGUGACGGUGCUGGUGCCCGCACUCGCGCUGGCGCUCAUCGUGGCGCUGGGACUUGUGAUAGCGAGCAACCACGUGGCGAGCGGGAGGCAGGGGGCGUUGGUGCAGCAGAACGAGCGUCUCAGGGCAGCCGAGCGCCAGCUGCAGGCCGAGGUGACCGCCAUGGCCGGGCGUUGGGAGGCAGAGCGUGGGGCCCUGUCCCAGGAGAACGCCGCGUUGCGAGCGACGCUGAUCCAGCUACGCCAAGAGGCCGGGCGAUCCACUGCGGCGGCGAAGCAGGAGGGCCCCGGGGCCACCACCGCACAGGGGCAGGAGGCCGCACGGGCGGCGGCGCGGGAGCUGGCGGCCGAGGGCCGCCGGCUGCAGGCCGAGGUUCGCCGGCUCCACCGGGAGCUGCGGGAGGAGCGUGCGGCCUCCGCGACCACCCGCGGAGAGCGCGACGCGGCGGCCGUGGCGCUGGAGGCCGAGGGGCGGCGCUCGCACCUGUGGGAGCGGCUCUACGUGGAGGCGCGCGACGCGGCCGCCGAGCAUGGGAAGAGGAAGCAGGAGGAGGGGGAGGUGCGAGGGCCUGACCCCCGCCACCGGCUCUACGAGGACGCCAAGAACUCGACGAGGAAGCGCGCGGAGCGUGGGGCCGGGCAGGCGGAGUCCGACGCAAGCCGGAGCCGCGGCUGGGGAGGCCACGCGACCGCGGGGGCCGGGAGCGAGGCGAGGGCCGAGGCGCGGCAAGGGGACGGCCGGCGGGGGCAGGGGCAGGGGCAAGGUCAGGGGCAGGGCAGCAGGCGGAGAGGGGAAGAGCGGCUGAAGAUGAAGGGGAGGGACUGGCGGGGCCCCGAGGAGUACGGGGCCCAGAGGGCGCAUCCCCCACAGGGACAGGGCCACAGCACGAAGCACAACGAGCAGCACAACCGGUGUCACGAGCAGCACAAGCAGCAGAGCUACAGGGCGUGGCACGGGAAGCCACGGCGCCACUGCGACCUGCACGUGGCCGAAGUGGAGAUAGAGCUCGGGCCCCUGCCCUUUGGCCCUAAGUACUGACCCUGCAUCUCGGACAAUUGCCCCAGACCUCCCCAUAGCUCUCCCUGCCUCCUCUUGCUUGAUGUGCUUCUCAUAGUUUCCUUCGACCAUAUCCUGUUUCCCUGCCUUUCCUUGUCUCCCCUGGACUUUCAACUGUCUUCCUCUAUAUUCUAUAGCCUCUGUUUCUCCCUCUAAUCCCCCCCUCUCUCUCCUGAUCUCCAUCUUUUGUUUGUUAUUGAGAAGUCCGCUUGCUUCACAAUGCACAGUUGGAUCUAUUGCGACACGCAAUAUAGUUUAACUCCCAUCUGGAUUGAUAAUCUCAUGGCCACGAUAGGGCUAAGGGACACGAUUCAGGUGACAGGUCAGAGUGUAUGUUGGAGUUUAUAGAUUUGUAUAGAGUUAAUGACUGGGUCUGUUAUAGUAUUAGGGCAUAGUAUAGGUUAGGUCAGUAGCUAGGGACUGUGUUGGGUUCAAAAGAUAUGGUUAUGAGCUAAGGGUUUUGUUUGGGCGAAGGCUUAAUGGAGGUUAGGGGUUGGGCCUGUGUUGGG